AUGCAGUUCAAAUCCUUCAGCUAUCUUUUCUUCCUCACCGUCCUUCCCUCCGCACUUGCACAGAGUUUCGGGGUCUGUACGGCUACCAAUGGUCGUGCUGGAGAGUGUAUAAAAACCUCCAGCUGCAGUGGCCAAGGCGGUGUUUCGGACCCAGCAAAUCUCUGCCCCGGCGACGAUACAAUUCAGGUAAGUUAAUCCACCGGAUUGAUUGCAGGAUAUAAUUAUCACGAUGUAGCUAACACUCAGUAGUGCUGUACAUACGGUACCUGUACAAAUGGCGCCGGUGUAGAUGGCACCUGUCAGCCGACCUCGACUUGCAAGGGUACACCAGACCCAGGGAACCACUGUCCCGGCCCGCAGCACAUCCAAUGCUGCACCGGGGAUGGCCCCAGCCCACCGACCGGGGGUGGUAAUUUGCCCGGUCUCGACGGCACACAAUCCGGCCAUGCGCGCACCAUCAUUGAAGUGGCCCGCGAGCAAGGCGUUGGCAAUCGCGGCUGCCAAGUCUCCAUCGUGACGGCAAUGCAAGAGUCUAGGAUUAGAGUCCUGUCCAACCCUUCGGUCCCCGAGUCAAACAACUACCCCCAUGACGGCGUUGGCAAAGAUCACGAUUCCGUCGGGAUCUUUCAGCAGCGUCCGCAAUUCUGGGGUACUGUAAAGGAUUGUAUGGAUCCUAAAACUAGCGCCGGAAAGUUCUUCGCCGCAUUGAAAAAAGUCAGUGGUUGGGAGGGGAUGGAGAUCGGAAGGGCGGCGCAGAGCGUGCAGAAAUCUGCCUUCCCUGAUGCUUAUAGUAAGCAUAUUCCGCUUGCGAAACGUGUUUGUGAUGCUGCGGGUAUUUGA
Molecule: messenger RNA, 840 nt
Organism: Tuber aestivum (summer truffle)
Lineage: Eukaryota; Fungi; Ascomycota; Pezizomycetes; Pezizales; Tuberaceae
Source: the annotation of a GenBank genome assembly